AAAGGCUAGAAAAGUUGUACCUUUACCUUAUUCUGAACAACCUUCUAAAAAAAAUGUUAUUUGGAAUGACGAAUUGAGAUUUGAAGUAUUUGGAGGGGAUGAUUAUAAGUAUGCUUGGAGAAAACCAAAAGAAAACUAUGAUGUUGAAUGUUUAGUUCCAACAUUUAAGUCAGAAAGA
Scutellospora calospora is the source of this 178-nucleotide messenger RNA. The record is from the annotation of a GenBank genome assembly. NCBI's taxonomy places the organism in Eukaryota, Fungi, Glomeromycota, Glomeromycetes, Diversisporales, Gigasporaceae.